Molecule: messenger RNA, 1199 nt
Organism: Eriocheir sinensis (Chinese mitten crab)
Lineage: Eukaryota; Metazoa; Arthropoda; Malacostraca; Decapoda; Varunidae
Product: whey acidic protein-like
Exons: 3
Coding region: 2-511 (169 amino acids)
Biological process (GO): antibacterial humoral response; innate immune response
Cellular component (GO): extracellular region
Molecular function (GO): peptidase inhibitor activity
Source: RefSeq, a predicted model, not a curated record
GAUGUUGCGCUCAGUCGGCUGCAGCAAGGCAAGGCAGGAACACGUCUCACACACUCGGUCUUUUAACCACACCGCCCCUUCCUUAACCAUGUUCCCUAGACGCUUUCCUCAAGUGGCACUUGCCCUCCUGGUCCUUGUAGCUGCCGUGCACGCCCAGGGCACAAGGGGAGGACUGGGGCCGCCAUCGUCCAACCCAAGGGCAGUGUGUCCUGACCCGAACAGCUUCGGUCGAGUCUGCUUCCAGUACUUCGACCAGUGUGCCUCUGACAGACAGUGUCGCCGGGGGGAGAGGUGUUGCCUAGUGGCCGGCUGUGGCAGGGAGUGCAUAGCACGCAGCUCUGGCGGGGGCCCAGUGUCCAAGCCUGGGACGUGUCCAGUCAUUCAGUUCAUCGUGGCCCCGCAGUGUAGCCCUCGGGACAGAAUCGACCGUUGCCAGUCAGACCGGCAGUGCCCAGGGACCCAAAAGUGCUGCUUCCUCGUCUGCAACAGACAGUGUUCGGAGCCAUUGUAGAUAUAAGUUUGUCAAUUCGUACGCACCCUUCCAGUGGAUCUAAUCUAGGAGUAACUUUGCUAAUUCUUUCCCACUGCAGAUUCAAGGGCUCAUGCGACAGAGAUUAGCACCGAGGCCACGUGCAGCUAUAUCAUAUGCUCCCAACGUUACUUGCUUCCAUUUAUUCACUCCUAAUGUGGUGCCGAGACCCGCCUGAUGGGCGAGCCUCCCAAAACUCGCUCUACGAGGGGGGUGCUACCUCGUUGGCUUUCCCGUCUCGCUGGUCGCGGGUUUGAUCCCCGGUGCAGGCGAAACCUCUAUACUUGUCUGGAUUAAUUUAUCGUGUGCUUCGUUACACGCUGUGGUCAUGAGGGAAGGGAAGGGAAAUUCUGUCAUUUCAAUAAGAGUCAUUGCAGACUCCUUUAUGUUCUUUUGCUCUCGUAUAAAAUUGAGGGCUUACGUUAUGGCCUCUGUGCUGAUAUCCAUCACAUUAACCCUUGAGCUUGUUGUGGGUAAGAAAUGAAAGGAAAAAACAUGACCGUAGAUACUUGUGUGGCAUAAAUUAUCUUGCACCCUUGUUUUAAAGUAAUUACAAAGCAUACUUUCUCUUCAGAGCAGCAUAGGUGAGCCAACCAUUUGCCGACGCCUGAUGUAGACCUUUUAACCUUUUUGUUGCUUUUUUGUUCGUGAAUAAAGCAUUGCUCUGGUA